AUGAGCGGGGGCGUCUACGGCGGAGAUGAGGUGGGGGCGCUGGUCUUUGACAUUGGCUCCUUCUCAGUCCGCGCUGGGUACGCUGGGGAGGACUGCCCCAAGGCUGACUUCCCCACCACGGUGGGGCUGCUGGCCGCGGAGGAGGGGGGCGGGCUGGAGUUGGAGGGGGAGAAAGAGAAGAAAGGGAAAAUCUUUCACAUCGACACCAACGCCCUCCACGUGCCUCGAGAUGGAGCAGAAGUCAUGUCUCCCCUCAAGAAUGGCAUGAUUGAGGACUGGGAGUGCUUCCGUGCAAUCCUGGAUCACACCUACAGCAAGCAUGUCAAGUCUGAGCCAAACCUGCACCCAGUGCUCAUGUCAGAGGCCCCGUGGAACACACGGGCCAAACGGGAGAAGCUGACAGAGCUGAUGUUUGAGCAGUACAACAUUCCUGCUUUCUUCUUAUGCAAGACAGCUGUGCUUACUGCCUUUGCAAACGGACGCUCCACAGGUCUGGUGCUGGAUAGCGGGGCCACCCACACAACGGCCAUUCCAGUGCAUGAUGGCUACGUCCUGCAGCAAGGCAUUGUCAAGUCACCCCUGGCAGGGGACUUCAUCUCCAUGCAGUGCCGAGAGCUCUUCCAGGAAAUGGCCAUUGACAUCAUCCCACCUUACAUGAUCGCAGCCAAGGAGCCUGUACGGGAGGGCGCACCCCCAAACUGGAAGAAGAAGGAGAAGUUACCCCAGGUUUCCAAGUCCUGGCAUAACUACAUGUGCAAUGAGGUGAUCCAGGACUUCCAGGCCUCCGUGCUGCAGGUCUCAGACUCUCCCUACGAUGAGCAGGUGGCUGCGCAGAUGCCCACAGUGCACUACGAGAUGCCCAACGGCUACAACACAGACUACGGUGCGGAGCGGCUCCGCAUCCCUGAGGGCCUGUUUGAUCCCUCCAAUGUCAAGGGCCUGUCGGGGAACACCAUGUUAGGGGUGGGCCACGUGGUGACCACCAGCAUCGGCAUGUGUGACAUUGACAUUCGUCCGGGCCUCUACGGCAGUGUCAUUGUCACCGGUGGGAACACGCUCCUGCAGGGCUUCACUGACAGGCUCAAUCGAGAGCUUUCCCAGAAGACUCCACCGAGCAUGAGGCUGAAGCUCAUCGCCAGCAACAGCACCAUGGAGCGCAAGUUCAGCCCCUGGAUUGGGGGCUCCAUCCUGGCCUCACUGGGCACUUUCCAGCAAAUGUGGAUCUCCAAGCAGGAAUAUGAGGAGGGCGGGAAGCAGUGCGUGGAGCGGAAGUGCCCCUGA
This is a messenger RNA of Budorcas taxicolor (takin), 1281 nucleotides long. It is a transcript of the gene ACTL6B, whose product is annotated as actin like 6B. The coding region runs from base 1 to 1281 and encodes 426 amino acids. Gene Ontology annotation, molecular function: chromatin binding. Gene Ontology annotation, cellular component: NuA4 histone acetyltransferase complex; SWI/SNF complex. NCBI's taxonomy places the organism in Eukaryota, Metazoa, Chordata, Mammalia, Artiodactyla, Bovidae. The transcript is spliced from 14 exons. Gene Ontology annotation, biological process: regulation of transcription by RNA polymerase II; nervous system development. The record is from RefSeq and is a predicted model, not a curated record.